Molecule: messenger RNA, 876 nt
Organism: Hirsutella rhossiliensis
Lineage: Eukaryota; Fungi; Ascomycota; Sordariomycetes; Hypocreales; Ophiocordycipitaceae
Product: PI-PLC X domain-containing protein 1
Exons: 3
Coding region: 1-876 (291 amino acids)
Biological process (GO): lipid metabolic process
Molecular function (GO): phosphoric diester hydrolase activity
Source: RefSeq, a predicted model, not a curated record
AUGCACCUCUCCAGCCUGCUUCGUCUCUCCGGCCUCGUGCUCUCGUGGGCCGGCACCGCCGCGGCCGCCUGCAAUGGCCACGACAAGCUGUGCGGCCGGCGGUACUCGGAGGUGACCAUGAUCGGCACGCACAACAGCGCCUUUGUCGGCGACUCGCCCUUCGACAACCAGUUCGUGACGGUGACGGAGCAGCUGGACAGCGGCGUGCGGUUCCUGCAGGCGCAGACGCAGGACAAGUUUGGCGAGAUUGAGAUGUGCCACACGUCGUGCUGGUAUCUCGACGUCGGCCCUCUGAGCCGCUACCUGCGCGAGGUUGCCGAUUGGCUCGACAAACACCCGGACGACGUGGUGACGCUGCUGCUAACCAACAUUGACGCCAUCCCCAUGGAAAAAUUCGAUGCCGCCUUUGACGAGACCGGGCUCAAGAAACACGUCUUUCGUCCCAAGGCCACGAUGGCCAAGGACCGGUGGCCAACGCUUCAGGAGCUCAUCAAGGCGGGGACCCGUCUGAUUGUCUUUAUGGACUAUCACGCCGACCAGACCAAGGUCGACUACAUCAUCAGCGAGUUUGACUACUUCUGGGAGACGCCCUACGGCAUCACCGACAAGGAAUUCCCGACGUGCCGCGUCGACCGGCCGUCCAACGGAGACACCAAGAAGCUCAUGGGCAUCAUGAACCACAUGCUCAACUUCCAGGUUGGCGACAUUGUCUUCCCCAACAUGAUUGACGCGGUCACGACCAACUCGCUGGCGUCGAUCCAGAAGCAGGUUGCCCUGUGCAAGAGCGACGGGAAGCCGCAGCCCAAUGUUGUCUUGCUUGACUGGGUCAACAUUGGCGAGGCGAAAAAGGCACAUCAGGUCCUCAACGGGCUGUAG